This is a messenger RNA of Adineta ricciae, 2361 nucleotides long. Lineage: Eukaryota; Metazoa; Rotifera; Eurotatoria; Adinetida; Adinetidae. The record is from the annotation of a GenBank genome assembly.
AUGACUCGAAAUAUCACGACGAAUCAUCGCCGACGGGAUGAUCUCAACGAUUAUUGGUUUGAAAAGAUCGCCGUGGAAUCUAAAACUGCAGAAGAAAUUCGAGCACAUACAGUUCCGGAAAACCUUACGCCAGUUGCGAAAACAUUGGCAUUGCUAGAUUCUCAAUCGGAUAUUCAACGUCUAGCGGGCAUUCGUUCAGUACCAUCGAUUGUAAUUUCAUAUCCCGUUGAAGGUUCACAGCAAAUACUACCGAAAUUUAAAGCAAUCAUUGAACAGACAGUUGAUAGUGAAGAACACGUAGUUGGUGCUGAAGCUAUUGUAUUGAUGAUUCAACAACAAGCAUUGUCAUAUUCUGACUUUAUGUCUUGCUUUUCACAAAUGAUAUGCGGAUUUCUGUUUCCGACAACUACAAAUCGUUUUUCCACAGAUUUCGGUGGUAUAUGGUGCCAAGCACUAUGCAAUACGAUCGAUGCCUUUCCAAGUUCAACAUUAUUCACUUCGUUGCUCGAUUUGAUCUUCAACCGUAUUCUACACGGUUCAUAUGUUCGCGAUCGCUUAGCUAUCAUUCUAGCCAAACUGUCAUAUCGAUUACCAUCACAAGCAGUGGAAAAUCGUUUACUACCUGUAUUCAAGAAUUUCAUCAACGAUACCAAUGCUGAUAUUCGUGCACUUGCUUGUGAGAAACUACCAAUUCUUGCGCAAUCACUCGAGUCUGAUAAAGUAUCCACAUUAAUUCUACCAUUACUUGUCAUAUUAUCCAAAGAUGAGAAUCUGACUGUCCGUCAAACAUGUUUAGAAUCAUUGUUGAUACUUCACAACGAAUUAAACGAGCCGAAAUGGAAUGAACAAGUUCGAGAAAUGAUCACUUCUCUUGUUAAAUUUGGUUUGUCGUCAAGAACAUCAACAUUUCUGACAAGUAUCGCCGUACAUCUUCCUGAGAUAUGUCAUGCGUUUACUAUUUUUAAUGUUAAUGAAGCCAGUUUUAUUCAAGAAAUGUUUCUACGACUAACUCAAGAAAAAAACAUUCCAGCUUGCCGCUUAGCAUGUGCGAAACAUUUCACGUCAGUCGUCGAUUAUCUCGACCAUGAACAAUUCACAAGGGAAUUAGAAGAUACAUUUCUUCGUUUUUGUAAAGAUAAUGACGUGAACAUUUGUUCAACAAUGCCAUCGACAAUAAUUACUCUUGCCAAACUCUAUUGUAAUAAGAAUGAGAAAAAUGAUGUGUCAAUCAUUUGGAAUGGGUUUCUGAUGUUAUUGGAGAAUACCAAUCAUGAUGUGAUGUUUGCAAUAGCAAGACACUUGCUGGAUAUUUUUAAGAUUUUUUCACGAGAUAAAAGCGAAGGUUUUAUCAAUGGAACAAUUUGUUCAACAUCAGCAGUUCCUGAUCCUGAAAUAUUUGUAAACUCUCUUCUCGAAUAUGAACGGCGGAUAUUUGAAAUGACGCUUUCAUGGCGUUCGUAUAUUUUAUGUCUUCAAGCAUUCGUUCAUCUACCGUGUUUAUUAUCAAGUGAAUUAAUCCAAACGAAAAUCUUACCGCGUAUCUUUUCACGUAUAUUUACUAGACAAGUCUGUGUUCGUGAAGUCGCCGUGGAUAGUUAUGUUCAAUCAUUACGAAAAAUACCUCGUCGAUCAGUAAGAAAAAAUGCCUUUCAAAAACUAAAGACUGAUCUACUAUUGAAUAAAUCCUAUCAAUGGCGGCUUAUGUAUAUAAAAGUUUGCCGGCAAAUCCUUGUACAUUACUCGAAACGUUUUUUCAAAGAGAAUUUUCUCGAAACAGUACUUUCUAUUGGAUUCGAUCCGGUUCUCAACGUCCGUAUUCAAUUUAUUCCAUUACUAAUCGAAAUCAAAUCUAUUCUUCGUCUACCAGCUGACCGUCAAUCUAUCUCAAGAAUUGAGACGAUGAUGGAAUGUUUUCUCGCCUCGAAAACGAUCACAUUACAUGAUCUGGCCAAUAACGGUCUCUUACAGCUAGAUCAAAUUCGUUCCUAUAAGCCCAUUUCAGUCUUCUCAGCUCAUUCGUCCGAUGAUGAGAACGACCAAAAUAAAGAAAACGAAGAGGAACUUCUCGAUGAACUAGAUUCGUCAUCGCGUCGUUCAUCGAACAAGUCCAAUGAACAAUAUGCAAUAACGAAACGUUUGACAGAUACAACGAUAUCAAACAAGCCGAAUCCACCCGUCAAAAGUCCUCGAUUAUCGAAACCGUCGUCGGAUGAACAACAUCGCCGAUUAUCUGUGACUAAACAACGGCGUCGCCAAUCACUUGUCGACAGCACAGCAUCACGUAUACCACAUCAAACGACAAUUAAAAAGAAUAUCAAAUGUAUGAAAACGAUUUUGAAACAAAAAGACGAUGCAAUAUGA